This is a messenger RNA of Sinocyclocheilus grahami, 408 nucleotides long. Its product is annotated as tubulin polyglutamylase TTLL5-like. Bases 1 to 408 code for a protein of 135 amino acids. Gene Ontology annotation, biological process: protein polyglutamylation; microtubule cytoskeleton organization. Gene Ontology annotation, cellular component: ciliary basal body. The transcript has 5 exons. The record is from RefSeq and is a predicted model, not a curated record. Gene Ontology annotation, molecular function: tubulin binding; tubulin-glutamic acid ligase activity. Lineage: Eukaryota; Metazoa; Chordata; Actinopteri; Cypriniformes; Cyprinidae.
AUGGGCCAGAUUGAGGAUCUGAUCAUUAAAGCUGUUCUGAGCGCUGAGAUCCACAUCGCCACAGCCUGCAAGAUGUUGGUCCCUCAUCACUGCAACUGCUUUGAACUGUACGGUUUCGACGUUCUCAUUGAUUCCAACCUCAAACCGUGGCUCUUGGAAGUGAACCUCUCUCCCUCACUGGCACGCGAUGCUCCUCUGGAUUUAAAGAUAAAGGCCAGCAUGAUCUCCGAUAUUGUGGGUUUUGUGUGUCAGGAUCCGUUAUUACGACAGCCGUGUCCCGACAGAGCUGGGAUUGAUUCAAGAAUGAGGAAUCCUACCCAGAAGCCUCAGAUGCUGGAUCCCGCUCUGUCCGAGGACCCAGCACACUCGUCCGGAAACCCCAGGAGGUGUGCCAUGCUUGAGAAAUGA